GCGUUGUGCGAGCGAACACUCUGCCGGAAAUAUUCACUGCCGUUUUUCCUUCCAAGCCAGUCGAGUCAGACAACGCUGGCGUUAUCCGAGAUGUAGCAGGAGCGAGGGUGGAUGCACAUGCACAUGCAUCUCCCCUAUUGAGUGACGCGGGGUUGGUACGACCUACCGUAGUUUGCGACCUCAUGCUGCCAGUCGUCCAAGCCUUCCGCGGUGCUGCCUUGCUGCCGUGUAGCACUGCUACCGCGUUACCGUGUUACCCUGUUACCGCGCCUGUUGGCAGCGCAAUGAUGGCCGCGUCGCGCAAGUUCGCGGUGCGACUAGCAGCGGCGCUCUUCCUGGUCCUCGCGCGCUACGGCUACGGCGCGUCGGCUCGACUAGACGCCGCUCAGACUCGAGUGCUGCAGGACUGUGAGGCAGCUUGGAGUCGAGAAGACAUCGUGCCUUUUGCUUGCUUGACUCUCAGUGUCGAGUGUGACCAAUCGGAGACCAACAUCAUAUCCUUAUCGUUCCCCUCCAUGUACCUCACAGGCCCCCUCCCACCCUCCAUUGGCACUCUCACUGCUCUCACCUCUCUGGACCUGUCAGGCAAUGGCUAUCUUCGAGGCCCAUUCCUUCCAAUUUCAGCCGCCUGUCUCGGCUGCAAGUCCUAGAUUUGUCCUCAAUAAGCUGAACGGGUCGCUGGAUGCGGUGAAAGCAAUGACCAGCCUGCGUGACUUAAAGCUGAAUGGUAACAACUUCAAGGCGAUUCUUCCUCCAUCAUUUUCAACCCUCACCGCUCUUACAUAUAUAGACCUGUCUUACAACAAGUUCAUCACGGGACACGCAUCGCAACUUCUACAUCUCACUCAUGUGAAAGUUCUGUAAGACUCACCCACAAAGCCAUACUUUCCUACAUGCUUGCAUACUCAUGAUGCACAUACCUUGUACACACAAGGCUUUGCUUUCACCACCCCCCAU
Closterium sp. NIES-67 is the source of this 957-nucleotide messenger RNA. NCBI's taxonomy places the organism in Eukaryota, Viridiplantae, Streptophyta, Zygnematophyceae, Desmidiales, Closteriaceae. The record is from the annotation of a GenBank genome assembly.